AUGUGGCCUACUUCCAAGGAAGCCAUCAUCCCGUUCGACGGCAGCCUGAAUGUUAUGCAUUACUACGCGAGCACCAUGAACGCGGUCGGCGUCUCGCGCCUGCGCUCCAGUCCUGCAUACAAGAUCCCCAACGAUGCCGUCAUCACAGUCCUUGUGCCGGCACCGGCCGCCGACGGGUCCUUCUUCUACAUGGCCGCCGACGCGAGUGCGCAAGUCUUUUAUCCAAUCGUGUGCGAUUUUGCCGGCAGCGCGGUGCCCCGUGUCUUCCUGGCCAAGGACCUGAGUGCGGGCAUCAAGAUGCUUGAGGGUGGCAGCGUGGCCGAGUCGAUUACAGGUGCCCAGGUGGAAAAAUGCUUCGGCUUGUCGCUGUCGCCGCAGUUUUAG
Messenger RNA from Akanthomyces muscarius, 384 nucleotides. RefSeq lists its product as uncharacterized. The coding region runs from base 1 to 384 and encodes 127 amino acids. Lineage: Eukaryota; Fungi; Ascomycota; Sordariomycetes; Hypocreales; Cordycipitaceae. The record is from RefSeq and is a predicted model, not a curated record. The transcript has a single exon.